AGUGCUGCCAUCGUGUUGCCGCUUAUAUGACGUCGGCGCGGUGGUAGCGAACUAGAGGCGAACGCUGAAACAUCGUUUUUUUCAAUUUCAAUUUCAAACAUAUACCCGGUAGUCGGCGGCGUCGGGCGGUCGCGAUCAGCGGUCAGGUCAGGUCAGCACUGUCAGCAGAUGGUUGUCAGUUGUUACAGUCACGACUCAUCCUCGAACGACCUGAGGCCAAAAUCAAUGAAACUUCGAGGAGCGAUCUCCACUGCAACAGUAUUUUUUUGAAGCAAAAAAUUGUUGUCCUUCACGUCGAGUAUAACGCUUUUGCGUUUCAUAAUUUAGCAUUAAUUUUUAUCGCGAUGGAUGCGACCAUCGUGAAUCUUGAGCAGAGUGUUAAGGACGCCGAUGGAAAAUUGGGUAUGAUCACCUGGCGAAUCGACGCUUUCGAGAAAGAAUUUCAAGACCCUGAUAACGAGGUAUCAGUGCUGCGACUUCUCCGUUCUGUGACGCAGGUUAAAGAAGAAUAUCAGACACUGCGUCAGGACAUCCUUGAGGUGCAACAGUUGCAGAAACAACUUUCAGAUUCUUUGAAAACUCAGCUGACCCAGGUACACGGUCACUUCAACAUUUUGCGAAAUAAAAUUUUAGGACAAAAGAAAGUCCCCCAGCUCAAAUAAGUCGACGAGUCAAUUAGACAUAAAUGCGCAAUUCUGUACUUCCACGAGUAUCGUUUGAAAAAAGUCGAAAAAGUUUCUGAAAUAGACAUUUCUGUUUUUAUAAUAGAUGCGAAUCUCUUUUUUUAUACCAAAAACAUAUUAUUCAAUAUUUAUAAUCAAGACUCAAACAUUCUUUACCUUUACUUUCAUUUGAUUUUGGAAUUAAUGGGUGAAGAGAAAUUGCAUCGCUAUAUGGAAAUACAAUGAGACUUUUCGUCUAACAAUUGUUGAAGAAAUAACAUUUAACUGGGAAAUGAACAAAAUUUGGUCAACCCUUGAAGCACUAGUUGCAAUUCUUGCUGGAACGUUUGUGGAGAAAAUGUCAAUGAGAUGAGUGAUCAGGGAUAUUCCCAAUUGUACAUGAGUAACUUACGAAUAUCUUAUUUCUAUUACAACUAUUAUCGUUUUUUUCUCAACUUUUUUUUCCACAAAAAAAAAUGAAUUUCAUCUUACUAAAGAGACAUUUAGAAUAUAAACCUCUUUGGUUGAUAGGAUUCCUCGAUUUAUCAUAUCUCUGAUCAAGAUUUUCAUAAGUGAAAAAAGAAAAAAGAAAAGUAGUCUGUCAUAAAUCUUGUUACAAUUAUUGCUGUUAUUGACUGAAUGAUUAACCAUGUAAUUCUCUACAUGUUUAAUCAUUUCUUCCAACAUAAUUUUUUAAUUUUUCAACGAUUCGGGGCGUGCCGAAAAAAUGCUGCAGGAACAUACUUUAUAGUCCGGUUUUUUGUUAAAAUUUUUUUUCUCCAGGUUUUUGAGGUUCCUUUCGUUCAAAUAUUCUUUUCAAGUUCAAACAAACUGAGAAUAAAAGUUGAGAAAAAAUGCUUUCUCCCGGUACUCCUCCUCAUUUGAAAUUACGAAUAUUUUCUACGAAAUGGAAAAAAUUCCUGAUGUUAUUUUUGUUCACGAGAAAUGACCACCUCAUUUUCAAUGUGUCGACCUAGAGAACGGGUUAAGCAUCGCUUCGUGGCCUGCAAAUCCUCUACGGAGCACUGUGAGAGCCAUGAAAUGGGUGCAAAUAAAUUUUUAAAAAGGCAAACAUUCUUUUGUGAUAAAAAUACCGUGACCUGGAUCGAGAUGAAAAGAAUUUUCAUCGCCCAGGGACAUUUUUUUUUUCACGCGAUACAACCUGUGAAUAAGUAACGAGUCAUGAUUGGAAUAGAAAAAAAAAUAACUUUAUGCUGAACGACUUUUCAAUAAUUUGUUAAUACGUUUGUUCGCACGGGGGGGGGGGGGGGGAGGCUAUAGCAGUGUUUUGCCUUUCCGAAUACACAAAAUGCACGAGUUGUGCUCUUAUCAAUGGUAUUGGGGCCAAUCGGUAUGUACGAAUGAAUCGCUUUGGUCUAACGCGACCGGCAAUUUUUUUUUCUAAUUCUACGAAACAAAUAGGGUAGACCGGAGCAAAUGGGAACACCCUCCCGAAGAAGUGAAAAUUUUUUUCCCCAGCAUGGAAAUUUACAAAAUUUUAUUAUUUUACUCAGAACAUUUGUUUGAGACUUGAUAUUCGAUACAAAAAUGGAAUUUUUUCGGGAAUUGAAAAUUUUUUUGGAAACAAACAAUCGACUCACGCAGUGGAGGAUGAGCCUCGGAGGAGUGAUGUUCAUUGUGAAAUUGAUUAUUUUAUGCAGUAUUCAGUUUUUGAAGUAUUACGUCCUCAAUCGAAUAACGAAACUUGACAAUUUUUUAAUGAGGAAAAAACAUUAUCAAUUAGCGGGAGGGAGACUUUGCCCGGCUUUUUCGUUUUGCCCCAUUUUUAUCUCCUAUGCAUUCUCAUCUUUGACAGCAUUGGCGUCGAAACGAAUUCAGACGUUCGCAGCGUCGUGGUCAUGACCAGUGCACCCUAACUAGAAAUCUUGGGAUCGAUUCUUGCACUGGUUAAUUUUUUUUCUUCAAUAUAGCUUAUAUUCAUUUCCAAUUGAAAGAAUAAAAAAAAUAAGAGUUUAAAAUAAAAAAGAUUUAUUUUUAAAAAUGUGAGAAGGAAGAAAUCGCCCUCAGUGAAGAAAGCUAUAAGAGCGAAAAGUUCGCCGUGAUGUCCCCAAUGCAUAACAGCUAUGAGAGCAAAAAGGACGCCCUAUGUCCCCAGCAUAUAAGCCUACGGGAGGAUGUGAGAGCGAGAAUGAAACGCGCCAUCAGCGCCGCCACAUUUGAGAACUAACGCUGGAGACAUGUCCCCACUAAAGUUGGCACAAAAGAUCUGCAUAGGCUACAUUUACACGGCCCUCUUAGUCCGUUUUAGUUAUAUCAAUAUAGAUAUACAAAAUGCAUAUCUGUCGAUAUAUAUAAAUAUACCCGUCUGUAUAUACAAAACCGGAAUAAGAGGGUCGUGUAUAAACAUAGUCAUAGACUGCUCUUGUAUGUACGUCUGAAUUCGUUGGCAUUUGGGAUCCAACAUGUGGGCGGGGCCUAUUCAAAAUGGCGCAGAAAAGUACCAGUGGCAUAUGAACAUCUAUGUGUCACAUUCAUUUUCUGCCAAAACGUUGCUAAGCUUAGAAACUAUUUGUGAUUGGGCAGGUACAAAUCCUGCCCAACGUAAUGUUGCUAAAGGCGAACGGGUGUUAGCAGCUGAUCACAUAAUUAAAUGCGGUUUAAACUAUGAAAAUGAAUCAAAUGACGAAAUCAGUAACGUGUUUAUAAACCGCUUGUAUAUACGUAGGAAAUUUUCUUUUUCCCGGUGUUGCACGUGAAGAAUAUUUUGCCGGGUGCAUUUUUACAGUUUCAUUCAAAUUUCCUUGCAAUUGAUAGAAUUUACAGAAAAACACGUAUUAACUGUCUACUCUCAUGCUUCCUUUUUCUGUUUCCAUCCUCGGCCACUAGAUGUCACGUCUCUUUAUGUUGGAUCCCAUUAGACGGAAAAUUUAUAUCGUUUUUUUCAUUAGAAUAUGACUGUUGAAAUUCUACGUAAAUCUUAAAAUUUGAACGUAAUAUUUAAUGAAAAAUACUGCUUCUGAUUUUUGGUAUACGAUUCAUAGAAGUGGGAACUCUCGUGACGAAGUUUACCGCGCGCGGAGAAGCAAAAAAAUCAAAAACUAUUUUAUCCUUGAAUAUCGUAGAUUAUUUAUGUUUGUUUAUGAAUUAGUACGAUGAGGGAUACGAAGUGAAGUUUUCGUGUCCUCCAAACCCGACGACACGUUCGUUAGUGAUAGAAAUCGAUCAUGAAGUCGUAUAUUCCAUUUUUUUUUCAAAAGGGAAUAUACGACUUUAUGAUGUAGGGAAUCGUGCGUUUUUAUUGCUCGUAAUGAAUUACAAGAAUAGAUUACAAGGGAAUAGAGAAACGUUGAUUGCCUUGACAGAUGCGUUAUUGGUGAUUGUAUUCGUGAUGAGUAUUAAAAGUAAAAAUAAUUCGCGACGAAAAGUUUAGUUUCGUCGUGGGUUCGAUAUAUACUAAAAUCUUGUCGUCUUCUUCACGUAGAGAAGUCAUAUGAACUCGUAGUAUGAAUUAUCUUGAGGCAACAUCGUAGAAAUGUCGCGACCGCGUACUUUUGUAUCGAAAAAUGCAGAAAUGUCGGUAGCAAACGGAGCAAGAACGAAAGAUAACCAAAAAUAAAUCGAGUGGAUCAAUAAAACAAUAUAACGGAUAUUCCUUAAAUCGACAAUAGAGGACAAAGAUUGUGAGCUAACGAAAGUGCAAUCUGCAUUUUUUGAUGAAAUUAUCUGACUACGCACAAAUCUUGAUGAAUCCUCGUGUGAUCUCACUUUCAUAUUUAUCAGAGAUACUUUUUCAACACGUCGAUUUUUUUCGACAGCGAUGAAUUUCGAUUGAAUGAACGAGCAAAUGCUUGGAUAUGGCUAAACGAAGUUAAUUUUCUGUAUUAAGCACACCAUAGAAUCGAAAAAAGAUAAACCAACGUUCGAACAACCAGACGCUAACGUUUCUCGACAUCAUUGGAAAUCAUUAAUUUGAAGUUUUUCACACUUCUUUAAAAAAAAAAAAAUACGUUCGUUAUCGGUUAUGUAAAUGAAUAUUAUUUUCCUGCUGAAAAAACGUAGAAAAUUAAUGUAACCUUGAGAAAAAAAAUCAUUAUUCGAGGUUUUAUUGGCGAAUUUCACUAGAAAAUGAACAUAGAAUUAGUAUGAAAAAAGAAAGAAAGUUGGAAGCUAGUUUCGUCAAUUUCCAAUGUUCACGUCACUCUGUCGUUUACUCUACGAUCGCGUGAAUGCUAAUAAUGAAAUUCAUCGAGCAAUAGAUUAUUCAAGAUUGAUGGAACGAUUUCAUAAAAGAAAGAAGUAUUUGUGAAAUUAUUGAAUCAUCGAACGAACCAAUAAAUGUAAAGCGACAACAACAAUACGUGAUCAACCUCUGAUGUUUCACAAUUGUUGUCGUUCCAUAUAUAGUAUUCAUAUACACUGUAGUGAUUUAGAUGAUAAAAAUGUCAUAGUGUUAAGCAUUGAAGAGAAAAAUGGUCUGUAACACAUUCUCACGUGCCAAAAAAAUUACACAAUUAUGUUUUUUUUUUUUUCAUCUCAUUUUUUCAUCUUUUCAUCUAUGUUUCUCGACAUUUGAGACUUGGCACGAAUACUAGUAUGUACUAUCAUGCGCACCGUAAUUAAACUCUGGUAAAAAUAUUCAAUACUCGCGUAUGAUGUGAGCAAGUACAUCUAUAAUACUGCACUUGCUUUGCACAAAAACUCAUGAAACUUAUUCACGAUCCGAAAGUGGAAAAUCCCGUUGUCAGAGAGAGAGAGAGAGAGAGAGAGAGAGAGAGAGAGAGGGAGAGGGGGGGGGGGGCGUGAGACAAAAUUACAACCUCGAGCUUAACGUCGUAUUAUUCUCCUGUGUCGUAAGUCAUGAAAAAUAAUAAUGAAUAGAGUAUGAAAGAAUAUGAAUUCGUCAAACAGUAACUUCUCGUGAUUACGGGGAAGUCUCUAUGUUGAGCCAACAAACGUUCAAUUUCAUCGUGCGUUCUCCUGUCCGAUUGACGGAAUUCCAGAAACGCUUUCCAUUUUUACUCGUUUAUAUUUCACGCACGUUUAUUCUGAUCUACCAUUUUUCCCCAUAUCCUUUAUAAUCCAAUUUUACAACUACGAUUGCUCAACUAUUUCGAUCAUUUUUUCGAUAUAAAAAAUCUAAUACAUGCAUACACGUAUGUAUACAUAUCUUUAUUGAAUCUGUACCUUUUUAGAUAUUUAUCGUAUAUAUUAUUGUGAAAUAAACUGUUACUUAUGUGUAAA
Molecule: messenger RNA, 5864 nt
Organism: Venturia canescens
Lineage: Eukaryota; Metazoa; Arthropoda; Insecta; Hymenoptera; Ichneumonidae
Exons: 3
Coding region: 345-662 (105 amino acids)
Source: RefSeq, a predicted model, not a curated record